Messenger RNA from Westerdykella ornata, 1064 nucleotides. RefSeq names its product S-adenosyl-L-methionine-dependent methyltransferase. The record is from RefSeq and is a predicted model, not a curated record. NCBI's taxonomy places the organism in Eukaryota, Fungi, Ascomycota, Dothideomycetes, Pleosporales, Sporormiaceae. The coding region runs from base 288 to 1064 and encodes 258 amino acids. The transcript has 2 exons.
AAGAUCUCGAACUGAUGAGUUUCAGAAGUCCAGUCCUGCAGCAACAGAGGUAAAAUACCGCAGUGUUUCGACAUGCACGCAAACAGGGAGCGCUCUUCUGCUAGUAAUCGGACCUGAGACACGUGAAAGCAUCAGAAAAAGAAUCUGUAGUAUAGCUACUCACGCUACUAUGCUCCACCGCGGUGUACCUCAUAAACCCCGCAUUCCCCGCAGUGAUCUACAUUCUUUUGGUUAAGACGGUCGAGCUCUCCCAAAACCUCAUCUCUCGCACUUAUCUCAGUCUUACCAUGGCAACCGCUGCGCCAACUUUAUCUUCGCAGGAAGUGAACAAUGCACGAUUCAAUGCAGAGGCCGCCGAGUGGGACAACAACAAGAAGCAUGUCGAGAGCGUCCAAAAGUGCCUUGAGGCUCUGCUCCGCUACGUUCCUGAACUAGCCGACGAACGUGGAAAAAACUUCGAUGUGCUAGAAAUCGGUUGCGGGACCGGCCUCCUUUCGCUGCUCCUCGCCCCUCGCGUUCAUUCGCUCGUCGGCGUCGACACCGCGGAAGGCAUGAUUGAUGCAUUCAACAAGAAGGUAGCGGCUUUGCCCAGUCCUGACAAGGCCAAUCUCGCUGCUGUCAAUGUCCUAGUUCAAGACGCAGACGACAUACAUGUACAAGGUGCGGCAGCAGCCCUCGCGACGCGUCGAGGGGAGUCCGGCAAAGACCACCCCUACAGAUUCGACUUGAUAGUGUCGCACCUGACGCUACACCAUGUCCCCGAAAUGGCUCCCCUGAUUGUGACACUCUUCCAGUGCCUCAAGCCUGGUGGCCGGAUAGCACUGACAGACUACGAGGACUUCGGGCCGGAGGCGGUACCCUUCCAUCCCAAGAGCAAGAGGGAGGGCGUACAGCGCCAUGGUAUCAAGAAGGAGGAGGUAGAGACGAUCAUCCUUGGCGCUGGCUUCAACGAAGUGCGGGUCGAACGCGCAUUCGUCCUUCGCAAGGAGGUAGAGGCUGAAAACGGCAAGCCGGAACGCGAGAUGGAUUUCCCAUUUCUGAUAUGUCUUGGCCGGAGGAGUUGA